This is a messenger RNA of Oncorhynchus gorbuscha (pink salmon), 510 nucleotides long. Its product is annotated as sodium-dependent dopamine transporter-like. Gene Ontology annotation, molecular function: norepinephrine:sodium symporter activity; dopamine:sodium symporter activity. The transcript is spliced from 5 exons. The coding region runs from base 127 to 459 and encodes 110 amino acids. Gene Ontology annotation, cellular component: presynaptic membrane; neuron projection; neuronal cell body membrane. Gene Ontology annotation, biological process: sodium ion transmembrane transport; dopamine uptake involved in synaptic transmission. Lineage: Eukaryota; Metazoa; Chordata; Actinopteri; Salmoniformes; Salmonidae. The record is from RefSeq and is a predicted model, not a curated record.
AUCUAUGUGUUCACUCUGCUGGACCAUUUUGCUGCUGGGACAUCCAUUCUCUUUGGAGUGCUUAUUGAGGCCAUCGGCAUCGCCUGGUUCUACGGAGUGGACCGGUUCAGUGACGACAUCGAGGAGAUGAUCGGACAGAGACCAGGCCUGUACUGGAGACUGUGCUGGAAGUUUGUCAGCCCCUGCUUCCUCCUGUUCAUGGUGGUGGUGAGCUUCGCGACCUUUAACCCUCCUAACUACGGCACGUACACGUUUCCCAUAUGGGCCAACAUGAUUGGCUGGUGCUUGGCCAUAUCCUCCAUGACCAUGGUGCCUCUCUAUGCCAUCUACAAGAUGUGCACCUUACCUGGAAAGUUCUGUGAUAGACUGGCCUACGCCAUAACGCCUGAGCACGAACACCACCUGGUGGAUAACGGAGAAGUUAGGAGGUUUACGCUCCAACACUGGAUGGUGAUCUGAGCCCAGGAAGAAGACAGGGGUCUGUUCACAUGGAGGAUGGAUGGAGGGAGG